UGCAAUUCCGUCCGGUGCACGAGUUGUGGAGCUUCAAAGCUGUCUGUAUAUAUCUCCAAUCCACGUCACCAUCUGAUCCUCUUUGGCACCCUUUCGAGUUUCGAUGGGAAUGUCACCUUUCUCGUCUUCUUCCCUAAUCAACCUACACCACACAUUGCGUGAAAUCUGAAGCGAGGGGUCAUGAACUACUGCAAUUCAAGGAUUCACUCACCCACGGCCAAGAUCAUGAUCUGGGGUUACCUCGGUUUUGUUCUGCGCGUUAUUGAUGUUUUGUCUCCCCCAAAAGAUUCAAAAUGACAACGCUGUCGUUCAGAUGUUUCGUCGAGCAGAAUGUGGGCAGACACGGGGUUGCAUUGAUUUACGCUGUUCUGGAAUUUGUCAUGAUCGUCUUGCUUCUUCUUGACGGGUUUCUGGCUUUCUUCUCCACCGAAUUCGCCAAGCUUUUCGAAUUAAGACCCCCCUGCGUCCUAUGCACCAGGAUAGAUCGCUCACUGGUUCAUCAUAGAAACUUGACUUCCUAUUGGAGUGGCUCUGUCUGCGAAUAUCACAAGAGGGGCAUUUCCCCCCUCGCGUAUUGCCAUGCCCACAAGAUGCUUUCGGAUAUCAGAACCAUGUGCGAAGGGUGCCUUCUCUCCUUUGGAGGCAGCGCCACAAGUUGUGACAGGUACUACAAGUCUCUGGUGGGAUUCCUGCAUAAGGAUAUCGACUGUUGCUUUGCUGUUGACAACAAAGAUCCCAGAAUAAUUCCACCAAGUCUUUGCCAGAGAGAUUCUUAUGAGGGAAGUAAUUCUGUGAUCCAGAGGUGCUCCUGUUGUGAGGAGCUUCUGAGGAGGACGAGAUAUGUGAGGAGUGAGUCUUUAAAAGCCCCCAUGGCUCCUCCCCACACCCCUCAAGCUUGGAUGACAAAUACUGAGGAAAUGGGCAGUCGUGACUUGCCUCUCAUUUCUUACACAGAUGAACUCAAGUGGAUCUCCAAUGGUGAUGAUGACUUGAAUGGAGCUAGGGAGACUAGUAAACCCACAACAAUGCCAUUGCUUCCAGAACCUGGGGCACUGCAUGAGGAGGUCUGCAAAACCCCAAGCUGCAGCAGAUUGAACAAGUUUUUCGGCGUACCUUUGUCAGAUUCAAGUCAAGUUAGUCCUAGAUGGUGUAAUAAUAAAAAGUCAAGAAAGAUGUCCAUUGAUUUCCUCUCAGAUCUCAGUGAGAUGAAUGCUGAUACGAAUGAAGGAGACGAUGACAUUGUAUUUUGUCUGAAGAGACAGGUUCUUUUGGAGCGAAGGUCUCUCAUGUCUCUCUACAUGGAGUUGGAUGAAGAGAGGAGUGCUUCAGCUGUGGCCGCGAACAAUGCAAUGGCAAUGAUCACCCGGUUGCAGGCUGAAAAGGCAGCUGUCCAGAUGGAAGCAUUGCAGCAUCAGAGAGUGAUGGAGGAGCAUGCCGAUUAUUACCGAGAAGAGUUGCAAGUAAUGAGGGAUUUGCUGCUAAAAAGAGAGGAAGAGGUGAAGGUUCUAGAAACCGAGCUCGAGAUGUACAGAGACACACAAGGAGCAAUGAUCUAUAAUAUAGAGAGUGAAAUAUGCGAGGUUGAUGCUGAUGAAGAUUAUCAGAGAAUGAGAUCUCAAUGCAUCUCACCCUUUAGUGUGAUAUCAGAGUCCGGAAACCGAGUUAUUGAAACCGAUCACAAUCGUGCAUUACUUCCUGAAUAUUCUGGGCCACAUGCGAAUGAGGACUUGGAGGAUUCGUCUCUAGAGACUGAGAGGUCUCGCCUUCUGUCAUUGCUGUCAAAUAUUGAAAAGAAAAUCAGCGUCCCAUCGGGUGAAGGAUCGCUUGUUGAAGUGACAUCAAACGGAGUGGAAGAGCAUGAUCCUCAAGGAUGGGGAUAUGAAAAAAAUGGUUGCCUUGCUAGAGAAAUGUCAUCCAUCAGAGAAAGAUUGAGAACCAUUGAAGCAGAGAGUGACUUCAUAAAGCAUGCCGCAAUGACUUUGCAAAGGGGGGAUGAAGGGAUCAAGCUCUUGACAGAAAUAUCUGAAUCUACGAAAGCUUAGGGCUCUAUGAAGACAUCGUCAGACCCCAACAUGACUUACAAGUCAGUGAUCCUCCCAAACCAAUUUUGCCACUUUUUUGCUUGCUUUUAGAGUGUCAGCUAAUUUUAGACGGUUAUUUAAUUCAACCUAUGAAUUUCAUGCCACUGACAACAAUAUAGUAGUUGGGAUGAUGGUGGUGAUCCUCCUAACCAGCAGUUCCAUCAUCCAUCUACAUUAUCCCUUUCGAAGUAGUACCAUCAAGUUCUCUGAAAUAUGCCUUAGAGCUGCAUUUUUUACUUGAAAUGACCACUGUAUAUGCCUUCAAACAUUCUAAUAGUAUCAGAUUUUCAAGAUUUUAGCUUAUUGUUUUCACAUUUGAGAUACAAAAAUGGCGAAUAAUUAUGGUACUCUCUAUAGAGUAUAGUUAAUAUUUACUAGGAUUACUCAAGGAAGCAGACUUGCUACGUAAAGUAUAGUUAAUAUUUCCAGUGUAAUUAAAUUUAUGAUUGGUUGAUGGUACCAAAUCAGUUGAGUUGACCGGGUGACGGAAAAAUCGGGAGAGUCAAGCAUCUGAAAGUACCAGGACGGAAACCAGAAGAGUUGCAGACGAAAUCAGCUGAGCUGUCUCGCAUCACAGCAAAGAGGGUCCUAAGAUUUUGAUGAUGUCUUCACGUUGGGAUGCGGUUUAAAUCUAAUGUCAAAAUAGCAUGAUGACGGUUCAGAGUCUUCCAUUACAAGUUUUCAGCAAAUUCUGUGCAGCGAGUUCUUUUUGCGCACUGCAAUAACACGAUCUGAACUGUUGUGUAUAUAAUAAUACUACGCAAUAAUUUGUUUGUUUGUUUUAGUUCCAAUGAAGAUUAUAUGACGACUCAUCAAACACUAAUGCAUAUGCGCAGCUCCGAAAUGUUCUGCAGCGGAUGGCUAUGAUGUGUAAAAUUUAGGUGGAUACACUCAUAUACAUAACAUAGAUUCAUUGCUGAUUUUACUUAAUUCCCAUAUAAACUCUUUCAUUUUCCCCAUGUUUCUUGGUUAUAAGGUAAUUUUUCAGGGAAUGUAUGCAUACACAUAGCUGGGUCUGUGUUUCAUUUCAUGGCACGUAGUCAUAUAACGAAAAUUAUAUUUCUC
This is a messenger RNA of Cuscuta europaea, 3146 nucleotides long. The record is from the annotation of a GenBank genome assembly. Lineage: Eukaryota; Viridiplantae; Streptophyta; Magnoliopsida; Solanales; Convolvulaceae.